AUGAAGCAACCAGUUGUCAGCCGACCACCAGGCAGCAGAAGAAAGCGGCCAUUUCACCAUGAAGACUUGUUUGUGGCUCACUCUGCUAUCACUCGUCGCCGUAGCCUAUGGAGCAACACUACCGCCGCAGGCGGCCUUGGCUAAGCCUGUUCUUCCUAAACAAGCUGAAGCAGAUGCACUUGAGAAAGCUGGAAAGACUCUGGAGACAGUAGGACGGCUUCUGCAGGGCGAAAAUGUUGCCUUCGACGAGGAGGUCCAAGAACAUUUGGUCAACGCUCUUCGGGUUGCGUCUAACAAUGGCGAAGUCUUGACCGAGGAAGAUUCCGAGUACAUCCUGCCAAUCAUCAUUCGUGGUGUUGUUCAGGGUGCCAUCGCCCACGUUGUCCAGAAGAAGUUGAACAAGGGCUAAGGACAGCGUCAGUGAAGAACUACUACGCGUUAACUGCAAUGUGAUAAAAAAAACGAAUACCAGGAAUUCCCGAGUCGUUUACUUGCUCAUGAUUUGUAGAGUCACAUAUGAUUCUACGGCUCGAAAUAAAGCCU
Molecule: messenger RNA, 543 nt
Organism: Dermacentor andersoni
Lineage: Eukaryota; Metazoa; Arthropoda; Arachnida; Ixodida; Ixodidae
Source: RefSeq, a predicted model, not a curated record